AUGGCGGCUUCACAAAUCCCCUCGCAUCUACAUGAUGAGGAAGCCGUAACACCAUACACCAUGCACGUCUCAUCCCGCUACCUCGACCUCACGCACCAAAAACUCCAACUCACCCGUCUCCCCCGCGAACUCGACCUCCCGGAUUCCCACCGCUGGGCCCAAGGCACACCUAAAAGCGUCCUAGAACCGCUUCUGGAUUUCUGGCUAGAAGGGUACGAUUGGCGGAAAGCGGAGCUGGCAAAACCAUUGAAAUCGAAUCCGGAAACGAAGACGGAGAUGGAAACGUUACGUGUACAUUUUGUGCAUAAGCGGUUUGCUCGUGCGAAUGCGGUUCCUUUGCUGCUGUGCCAUACGUGGCCGUCUUCAUUUAUCGAGGUGCAGUGUCUAAUUGAGGCGUUGACGGAGCCGGUGGGAGGGCUGGGGGAGGCUGAGGAGCAGGUACAAGCGUUCCAUGUGGUGGCGCCUAGUAUAUCCGGUUUUGGGUUUAGCGAUGCGAGUUCAAGAGAGGGGUUUGGGCUAGCGGAGACGCCGGCGGUUUUUGAUAAGGUGAUGGGGAGGCUGGGAUAUGGAGGAGGGUAUGUGGCGAGUGGGACGGAGUGUAUAUGCCGAGCCCUCGCAUUCAAUCAUCCAACACGCUGUCUCGCAGUGCAUACGUCUAAUCCUUCCUUUCCUGCUCCGAGCUUCAAACGCAGUAGAAUCGCGUACUUGAAGUACCGCGUCACCAAACUUACAAAAGCUAAGAUUCCGAUGUUGAGCUUUGGAUAUACGCCCAGUGAAAUCUCCACACCACGCAGUGCUCAAACAUCUGGCACUAUCAAAGACGCAUUACAACUGCAGAGACCCCUGGGCCCGACACUCCAUCAUCUCUACUCUCUCCGCCCACAAACCCUCGCUUUCUCGCUAGGUGACUCGCCCAUGGGUUUACUGGCCGCGUUGCUAGACGUACUCCACACGCGAGAGGUGGUGCAUGAUCCCUUGGCAUCGAGACCUAUAAGUCCAUUUCUGUCGCCGGUAGAGUUGGAGAUGCAAGAAGUGCGCGCUAUCCAAGCUGUUAAUGCGAACUCCCAUGAAACAUCGACAUCGACACAUGGAUUGGAGUCUGUGGAUGAAGAGAGUGAUUGGUUACCUGGGCCUGAAGCUGCGCUGCGCUGGUUACGUUGUGCACAUCUCGACAGCGAGUCUCUACAGAAUGCAUAUUCGUCUGUGCGAUUAGGCAUCAGUACGUUUUACGCGCAGACAAGCUGUACCAAGGACAGUGAAGCAGGAACACCGCCACCGCUGAUGUGGGGCUCAUCAAGCUGGGACAUUGCAUGGGUAAAGAGACAUCAACGGCCUGGUACACUGCCUGGACUUGAAGCUCCCGAUCUGCUGGUCCCGGAUCGGAGGGAGUAUUUCGGUGGAUUGAGUAAGGGUGGCAGGAUUGGGACAUCGGGGAGCCGUGAGCGAGACUGCUCAGAAGGGUAA
Plenodomus lingam JN3 is the source of this 1464-nucleotide messenger RNA. NCBI's taxonomy places the organism in Eukaryota, Fungi, Ascomycota, Dothideomycetes, Pleosporales, Leptosphaeriaceae. The record is from RefSeq and is a predicted model, not a curated record.